Molecule: messenger RNA, 1764 nt
Organism: Ipomoea nil (Japanese morning glory)
Lineage: Eukaryota; Viridiplantae; Streptophyta; Magnoliopsida; Solanales; Convolvulaceae
Exons: 2
Coding region: 104-1531 (475 amino acids)
Source: RefSeq, a predicted model, not a curated record
CGCUCUUGAAAAUCUUCAGCCUCUGGAAUCUUCGCCGCGCUUCAUCCCUUCGAAUCUCGCGCUUCAUCCCUUCGAAUCUCUGAAGCAACCUUGGUGUUUGAAGAUGCCGAAAGAUCAGAGGGUGAAUUCAUUGUCAAUCAACCGGGCUAGGGCAUCUCCUUAUCCAUGCAGCUUAAGAGAUACUGGCUCCAAGGCUGAAAGCUCUUUGCCAAAUGUAGGGGAUGAGAAAGAGUGGGAGGAAGCUAGGUGCCCAAUAUGUAUGGAGCACCCACACAAUGCUGUCUUAUUACUCUGUUCCUCUCUUGAAAAGGGUUGUAGGCCUUACAUCUGCGACACAAGCUACCGCCAUUCAAAUUGUCUCGACCAAUUUUGUAAGUCAUCUGCUGCGGAACAAUCAAUACCUAUCCCAGUAGCGAAUACCACAUCGGGGACAGCUUUUCAUAGAGGUAGAAAGUAUGCACAGUUCAGGUCUCUAGGGGGGAAACAACUUGUUUGCCCUCUUUGCCGGGGCCAGAUUGAAGGAUGUGUUGUUGUGGAGUCUGCUCGGGCAGUUAUGGAUUCAAAGCCAAGGAGUUGUUCACUGGAGACGUGCGAUUUCACUGGUACAUAUAUUGAACUGAGAAAGCAUGCUAGAAACGAACACCCCUCUUUCCGUCCAUCGGUGGCUGACCCUAGGCGAGAGUCUGAGUGGAGGAGGUUGCAGGUCCAAAGGGACUUUGGGGAUACUCUUAGUGCAUAUCAAACACAGUUUGGCGAUGACUUGGGUGAAGCAGACAUUCUAACUGAUUUCCCCCUUGAUGGGGGUGUAUUCGAUGUCCUUGAUGGAGUCCACUCACAGGCUGAAGAUGAAUGGAGUGAUGACAAUGAUUUCACAAUGGAUUUUGAAGUUGAAUUCUCCUUUUCUUUUCUGGGUGAUGCUGGAUAUGAUUCUAUGGGGUGGUUGGAUCCUGUUCGUGAAUUUAUUGUUGCUAGACCAAUUGAAACAAGGUCUAGAAGAUCAACAGCGACUUCAAAUUAUUCCAGGGAAGGUUUGGAUGCUGAUACUGAAAGGAUUAUUAUUGCUAGUCCACCUGAAACAAGAUCGAGAAGAUCAACAGCGACUUCAAAUUAUUACAGCGAAGGCUUGGAUGCUGCUGAUAGUCAAAGGACUAUUGCUAGUCCUAGUCCACCUGAAGCAAGAUCGAGAAGAUCAUUACCGACUUCAAAUUUUCACAGGGAAGGUGAAAGGUUUACUGCUAGACAACCUGAAACAAGAUCGAGAAGAUCAUUAGCGACUUCAAAUUUUUACAGACAAGGUUCAGAUGCUGAUAGUAGGACUAUUGCAAGUCCACCUGGACCAAGGUCGAGAAGAUCAUUAGCGACUUCAACUUCUUACAGGGAUGGUUCCAGCUCUAGACGAAGCACAGACAGACUGCUUGACAGUAGGUCUAGGAAUUACCAUAGCGAUGGUUUUGCCUCCAGACAGAGCACGGAUCGAUCAUCAAGGCGCCGCAACAGCAGCAGAUCUAGGUCACAGCGAUGGCAUCGAUGAUUAUGAAACUGAAAGAUUGUAGGGGUUUUCGGCCUUAUGUUUGCUUUUAUUAUGGACUAGUGCUCCUUGAUAAUUCAUGUUCUCAUACAUAAAAUUAUCAUUUAUAUUUUCUGGUUAAAGCUCCCAAUUUAAUUAAAACUGUUGCAUUUCAGUAGUACAGAAAUAAAAUUAGUAGAACUUGAGAACUUAGCGGAAUGGCUCGUGUGAUGUGUAAUCACUCUCCGUUUACUGAA